This is a messenger RNA of Xyrauchen texanus (razorback sucker), 1284 nucleotides long. RefSeq names its product lecithin retinol acyltransferase-like. Lineage: Eukaryota; Metazoa; Chordata; Actinopteri; Cypriniformes; Catostomidae. The transcript has 2 exons. Gene Ontology annotation, molecular function: phosphatidylcholine-retinol O-acyltransferase activity. The coding region runs from base 335 to 1015 and encodes 226 amino acids. The record is from RefSeq and is a predicted model, not a curated record. Gene Ontology annotation, biological process: retinol metabolic process.
AGAAGUGGCUAAAAGAAGAUCAAUUUAUACACUAUUGCUUUGCAGGCCUACAUCGUAAUUAUCAAUGCGCACUAAUCCACACUGUUUUUACUUUAUUCUAUUUUCUUAACUUUUUUCCCUCCCUAUCGUGACCUUUUCACUAUUUCCACCUUUUUUUUUUAGGUUCCGUUAUGUCAGUUUGAAUGCAGUCUUUAACCAGUGUUUUCACAGAUGCCUUUGCAUCUGGCUCGCAGCGCAUCAAUAGUGGCCAAUGGUCUACCCACUUACGCCGUGAUGUCAUAGUGAGCCACUACUAAUAUAAAGUGGUGAGGUGUAACCUAAGCAGCAUUGCAAAAUGUUAGAUUCCCUUGCUUUACUGUUGGAGAAAACGUUCCUUCUUGCACAUUUUAACUUUUUCAGCACCACUCCGUCUAAGCAAGAAAGAUGUACAAAGCGUCGAGAGGAGAGCACUGGUUUCCAGCGCGGGGAUCUCUUGGAAGUUCCUCGUACAUUGUUCACUCAUUUUGGCAUAUAUCUCGGUGACAACAAAGUGGCCCACCUUAUACCCGAUAUACUCCCGGUGUUGACAAGCAACAAGUCUCAAAUUCAGAAAGUAGUGACGACUAAGAGAUUGCUCCUCGGUGUGAUCUACAAGUAUGCAUCCAUACGCGUCGACACGGUGGAGGAUUUUGCUUACGGGUCGGCUAUUUUCCUCAAUACAAUGGAUACUACGCUGGGAAAACAGCCGCUGGCUGGCGAGGAGGUGGCCAGAAGAGCUGAAAAACUUGUCGGCCAAAUCGCAUACAGUCUUUUAUGGAAUAACUGCGAACAUUUCGUCACAUACUGCCGUUACGGGACAGCGGUCAGCCUGCAGACAGACCAGUUCUGUGAAAGUUUAAAAUGUGUUAUCCGGGACCAGAGGAGUGUACUUCUAACCACUGUCAUCGGAAUGUUGUCCAUGUUUUUUCUUGGAAUCGCGCCGUUCACCGCACUUCCAACCUUUAUCAUUCCUUUCAUGUUGUGGAUGGCUGGAUAAGAGACGAAACACGUCUAAACCAAUGAACUAUGAGCAUUUAUGGACUAUGAACCAAAAGUUCAUAAUAUUUUCAUACUAGUUCAAAAAGUAUUUUUUCCUCCAACAAAAACUGUCUUUGAUAGUUGCGUAUUUUUACUAUUGGUAAUUUAACUGGUAAUUUUGUUGAUUCUUAUACAGUUUUAUGUAGGCUACAAUUUUACUGUAUUGUAUAUUUAUAAUUGUUAAACAUAAUGUGGACUAUUUUUUAACAAGUUAAUAAAUGUCAAUUC